This is a messenger RNA of Pogonomyrmex barbatus (red harvester ant), 2192 nucleotides long. Its product is annotated as luciferin 4-monooxygenase-like. NCBI's taxonomy places the organism in Eukaryota, Metazoa, Arthropoda, Insecta, Hymenoptera, Formicidae. The record is from RefSeq and is a predicted model, not a curated record. Gene Ontology annotation, molecular function: CoA-ligase activity.
ACAGUCUCGAAUGUGCAUCUUAAACGUUCACUUCUAGCUGUUGUGGUUAUACACAAAUAAAGGACACAAUAAAAAUUUAUAAAAAUUUAUAAAAAUGUGUGACCAAAACGCGACAAUUAAUGAAAAUGAGGUGCAAAACUCAAAAUUUAAAGGCAGAAUCAAAGAUAACAUUUUAAUGGGACCAGAAAUUCCAAUACAUAGAGAAUCUGUCAAUAUCGCUGAAACUAUACUAAAAGCUUUGAAAAGCAACCCUAAUUGUAUCGGUCAGAUAGACGUCCUUACUGACAAACAAAAUACUUAUGCCGAAAUGAGUGAGCGCAGUAUUAAAUGUUCACUUUGGCUAAAGAAACAAGGGGUAAAGCCGGGUGAUAUAAUCGGUCUUUGUACUGAUAAUAAUCUAGAUGCAAUGAUAGUGUUGUUGGGGAUUAUAUAUUUAAAUGCUAAAUGUAAUACAUGGGAUCAUGAGCUCACUUUAAUGACGGCACGAUACUUCCUUUCAUUGACAUCGCCAACCAUUAUCUUCACGGUACCGCAAUCGGCCGCGAGUUUAACAGAAGCAGCAAAGGAAUUAAAUAUGAAUGUGAAAAUAGUGGUCCUUGGCAAAUUAGAUGGAUACGAAUCAGUAGAUGAUAUUUUGAAGGGCCAUGAUAGUCGUGAGAUUGCCGAAUUCAAAUGCACUCCGAUCAGCAAUCCGGAUGAAGUUGGUCUCAUUGUUCUUUCUUCGGGUACUACGGGUAUGCCAAAGGCUACUGAGAUCUCGCACUCUUCUAUGCAUAAUCGUCUAAAUCAUGUCUUAAUCACCGGACUGAAAGGUCACGUGUGCAUGUUCACGCCGACAAUACGUUGGCAGUACGGCGUUAUGCUAGCGUUCAAAGCUAUCUUGGCAGGUGCAACCAGAAUUGUUGCUCCAGACGUCGUGGCAGAUGAUGUAGCAGCAACUACGAUUUGCGAAUAUAUCGAAAAAUAUCGAAUAACAUGGUUUGCUACAGAUCCAUUUAUGAUAAUUUAUUUUGUUAAAACGGAUACGUUAGAUAAAUAUCGAUUAUCGACAUUGAAACUUAUUGUUACUAGUGGUUCUAUUUUGCCAAAGCAACAUCAAGAAGCAUUGGCAAAAAAAUUACCACAUGUUUUAAUAAAUAAUGGCUACGGUUCUACCGAUGCAGCAGGUGAACUCACUGCGCAAACUAAAGACAGUAAAGCGGGAUCGGUUGGUUUCUUGAUACCUAAUGUUCAAAUAAAAAUAACAAAUACAGAAACUGAAGAAAUUCUGGGGGCUAAUAAAGUGGGAGAAGUACGUGUAAAAGUGCCGUUUGUAAUGACUGGAUAUCAUAAAAAUCCUGAAGCAACCAAAAAAGCUUUUGAUUCUGAUGGUUGGUUACGCACUGGCGAUUUAGGAUAUUACGACGAUGAUGGAGAACUCUUCAUCGUUGGUAGAAUAUCGGAUUUUAUUCUUUUCAGAGCAAUUAAUGUUUCACCCGCGGAAAUCGAAACUGUUAUACUGACUCAUCCUGCGGUAUUCGAAGUGGCGGUGAUAGGAAAGCCUCACGAAAUCGAUGAACAGCAUCCAAUGGCUAUCGUCUCUGUAAUACCGGGAAAAACGGUAACGGAACAAGAAAUUAUCACCUUAGUGGAAAAGAAUUUGCCGGAUUAUUGUCGACUUCGAGGUGGUGUUAAGUUUAUUGACGAACUCCCGCAUACAGUUACAGGCAAAGUCUCGAAGAAAGAGUUACGAAAUAGAUUUGCAAGUUAAAUUAUGCUAAACUAUAAAGAAAUUAUAGAAACAUCGUAAACGUAAAUAUACAUAUAUUAUUUUUUUAUCGAAAAAUUCUUAACAUAAUAAUUUUAAUACGCAUGAAAUAAAUAUUCAGAAUUAUUAAAAAUACAAAUUAAGAUAAAUAAAGUUUUCAAUAAAAAUUAUUAAUAAUAAAAAUUAAUUCAAUCAAAAAUUAGCAAUAAAUUUUAAUUGUUUUAAAUAUUGAUAAGUGUAUUAAUUCUUUAUAUCUGGAUUGUUGUAAAAAUUAAUUUAGUUAAAUAGCGAAUUUAAUUAUUAAAUUUUUGUUAUGUUCAAUCCAUAAAGCUUGAUAUGACAAUCCGACAAUUUAAAUAAUUCCAAUGUACAGUGAGAAUAAUUGUGAAUUACAUCAAAACAUUUAUGAAAUGAAUAAAAUUCAGUGAUUACAUUAUGCACAUUA